Gavia stellata (red-throated loon) is the source of this 738-nucleotide messenger RNA. RefSeq names its product carboxymethylenebutenolidase homolog. NCBI's taxonomy places the organism in Eukaryota, Metazoa, Chordata, Aves, Gaviiformes, Gaviidae. Bases 1 to 738 code for a protein of 245 amino acids. The transcript has 5 exons. The record is from RefSeq and is a predicted model, not a curated record. Gene Ontology annotation, molecular function: hydrolase activity.
AUGGCUAAUGAAUCGAGGCCCUGCCCGUGUGAUAUUGGAGACAGGUUUGACUAUGGAGGCCGUGGGCAGGAAGUGCAAGUUGAGCACAUCAAGGCGUAUGUUUGCAAACCACCUGCCAGCACAGAGAAAGCUGUGAUUGUGAUUCAUGAUAUAUUUGGAUGGCAACUCCCAAACACGAGAUACAUGGCUGAUAUGCUUGCGGCUAAUGGAUACAUAGCCAUCUGCCCAGACUUUUUUGCAGGAAAAGAAGCUUGGAAGCCUUCUGAUGACUGGUCCAAGUUCGAUGAUUGGCUGAAAACUCGAGAUGCCAGGAAAAUAAACAAAGAAGCUGAUGCUGUUCUGAAAUAUCUAAAGGAACAGUGUGGUGCAAAGAAAUCAGGGGUCGUUGGUUUUUGCUGGGGUGGUGUUGCUGCACAUCACCUGAUGAUGACAUACCUGGAAUUGAAGGCUGGUGUAUCUCUCUAUGGACUAAUCAAGGAUUCUGAUGAUAUAUCCAAUCUCCUGAACCCUACAUUUUUCAUUUUUGGUGAAAAAGAUGACUUCAUUCCCCUUCAUCAGGUCACCCUGCUGGAGCAGAAGCUGAAGAAAAAUUGUAAAGUCGAUUUUGAAGUUAAAGUUUAUCCUGGACAAACUCAUGGUUUUGUUCAUCGCAGAAGAGAACAUAUCAAUCCUCAAGAUAAGCCUUAUAUUGAGGAAGGAAGAAAGGAUAUGAUCAACUGGCUGCAUAAAUACAUGUAG